Scophthalmus maximus (turbot) is the source of this 1135-nucleotide messenger RNA. RefSeq names its product cyclin-dependent kinase inhibitor 1C-like. Gene Ontology annotation, molecular function: cyclin-dependent protein serine/threonine kinase inhibitor activity. The transcript has 3 exons. NCBI's taxonomy places the organism in Eukaryota, Metazoa, Chordata, Actinopteri, Pleuronectiformes, Scophthalmidae. The record is from RefSeq and is a predicted model, not a curated record. Bases 200 to 850 code for a protein of 216 amino acids. Gene Ontology annotation, cellular component: nucleus. Gene Ontology annotation, biological process: regulation of cell cycle.
GGGGAGGUUAUAUACAUCACAUCACACUACGAAGGUACAUUUAAACGGAAUUGUGUGGAGACGUGAGAGCGAGGAGACGUCACAAAAAAACAAAAAAACAACAACAUCAGCACCUGAUUUUCUCUCAUCAGGAUAAAUCAACGGCAUCGGGCAUCUUCUUCUGCGUUUUGGGAAAGGUCUGUUUGGAAUCACUUUGGAGAUGUCCAACGUCCAGUUAUCGUGCAGCGCACUGGAGAGGCUGGUGGCCAGGAGGACCUUCCCUCUCCACAGACGCACCAGCGUCUGUCGCAGCCUCUUCGGGCCGGUGGAUCACGACGAGCUGAGCCAGGAGAUGAAAGCCAAGAUGCAGGAGAUUUCCGAGCGCGACCAGCAGAGGUGGAACUUUAAUUUCGCGGCCAACACCCCGCUGGAUGGGGAUUACGAGUGGCAAGAGGUGCCCGUGGAUAAGACCCCGGCGUUUUACCAGGACUCUGUACAAAACGACAGGACCCGGGUGCCCGAGACCCCCGUCAAGCUGAGGCCGUCCUCGGACUCCACGGUGCCGGAGACGCCCCGCACGGACGUACAGGAGCGCCUGGCCGUGCCCGAAAGCAGCAGCACUCCCUCACAGGUGGAGGUCAACCAAGAGAACCGCGCGGACAAGCUCAACUCAGGGAAGCAGGGUCACAGACAGGUCCCGUGUGCGCGACGCAAGAGGGCAGCGACCACUGACAACAACAACACACACAUCACAGACUUCUUCGUGAAACGAAGGAGGGCCGCUGACAGAAAACCCAGCGACGCGAGUGCCUGCCACCUCUCCGUGUCCCCGAUCCCGGUGGAGCAGACUCCGCGAAAGAGGAUCCGUUGAAGGUGCGUGUCGCCGUCGCUGUCCUUGCACUACUUGCCUGCGCGAUUUUUUUGUUGUUGUUGCUGCGGAUCGCGAGGCGGCGGAGGAGAGAGAGAGAGAGACGCGCGUGUCCCCGCCGCUCGACCGCCGCCGGAGGAGGAGGAGGAGGAGGAGGAAGAGGCGGCUGGCGGGGACGGGAGAGAAGAGGAGCCCCGACCGGCCCGCUGCCCCGACCCGACCCGGCCCGCUGCACCGGACACCGGAGCAAACUCUCAGGACUGAACGGUUUGGGCGGAGGAGGAGGGG